AGUUUGGCUCUCUCAGUUAAGAUUCUGAAAAUGAAAGCUAAUAACAUCAGUCUGAUCUUAUUGGUCUGUAUACUUGUUUGCAUUAAUCUAGGGGGUUGCUUAGGUGGUAGCCUGAGGAAAAAUUUCUACAAGAAAACAUGUCCUCGAGCAGAGCAGAUUGUCAAGGACGCCACUUGGAACCACGUCUCCGCCAAUCCCAACUUGCCAGCAAAGUUACUGAGGAUGCAUUUCCAUGACUGUUUUGUUAGGGGAUGUGACGCCUCGGUUUUGUUGAGCUCAACAGCAAAUAACACUGCAGAGAGGGAUUCGUUUCCAAACUUGUCUUUGAAGGGUUUUGAUGUUAUUGAUGAUAUAAAAGAACAGUUGGAGAAGGCAUGCCCAGGAGUUGUAUCUUGUGCUGAUAUCCUCGCGUUGGCGACUAGGGAUUCUGUGUCAUUCCAAUUCAAGAAAUCACAAUGGGAUGUUCUUACUGGUAGACGAGAUGGCAAUGUGUCGAUAGCAAAUGAGGUCUCAGGCAACCUUCCAAGUCCUUUCUUCAACUUCGCCCAACUCAAACAAAGUUUUGCAAAUAAAGGUCUCACUGUGCAAGAUCUUGUGGUACUGUCAGGUGCACACAGCAUUGGCGUUGGGCAUUGCAAUUUAUUCAGCAAACGGCUCUACAACUUCACCGGAAAAGGAGAUCAAGACCCGUCUAUGGACUCCACAUACGCUGCCUUGUUGAAGACUCAAUGCCAAGGCCCUGGUGACAGAACCACAACUGUAGAAUUAGACCCUGGAAGCUUCCAGAACUUUGACAAUAGUUUCUACACAAUCCUUAAGCAGAAGAAGGGUCUCUUCCAAUCCGACGCUGCGCUUCUCACAAACAAAGUGUCAAGCAAUGCAGUCCAGAAAUUGCUCAAGGGAAAUGAUUUCUUCACGGAGUUUGGUCAGUCUAUGAAGAGGAUGGGAGCAAUUGGAGUCCUUACAGGCACAUCUGGGCAGAUUAGGACGCAGUGUGGGUUUGUAAAUUCCAACUAA
Messenger RNA from Fragaria vesca subsp. vesca, 1017 nucleotides. Its product is annotated as peroxidase 3-like. Gene Ontology annotation, molecular function: peroxidase activity; heme binding. Gene Ontology annotation, biological process: hydrogen peroxide catabolic process; response to oxidative stress. The coding region runs from base 31 to 1017 and encodes 328 amino acids. The transcript is spliced from 4 exons. NCBI's taxonomy places the organism in Eukaryota, Viridiplantae, Streptophyta, Magnoliopsida, Rosales, Rosaceae. The record is from RefSeq and is a predicted model, not a curated record. Gene Ontology annotation, cellular component: plasmodesma; plant-type cell wall.